UAGAAAGUCAGAAGUGUUUUACUGAAGAUCUCAUCAUUAUUUUAACACACUGGUUUGAGGAAUGGCUUUGGACUUUGUUGCAGGAUGUCUUGGAGGUGCUGCUGGUGUGCUGGUGGGACAUCCGUUUGAUACAGUGAAGAUGAGAGUGAGGGAUUUACACGCCCCGCACGGAUCUUAAUCUAGUGAGACUUCAAGUUCAGAAUGUGGACAAGCCGCUGUACCGCGGAACAUUUCACUGUUUCCAGUCGAUUGUUCGUCAUGAAUCGAUGUUUGGUCUGUAUAAAGGUGUCGGCUCACCAAUGAUGGGUCUGACGUUCAUCAAUGCCAUCGUGUUCGGUGUGCAAGGUAAAGUCAUGCGGGUGCUGGGGACGGACACUCCUGUCAAUCAGUUCCUGGCGGGCGCUGCGGCCGGCGCCAUUCAAUCUGUCAUCAGCUGUCCGAUGGAGCUCGCCAAGACACGCAUGCAGAUGCAGGGCAUGGGUGAGAAGAACACUUCCAGGAAGCUGUACAGGAACUCUCUGGACUGUCUGAGCCGCAUCUACAGGAGAGAAGGAAUCCGAGGCAUUAACAGAGGAAUGAGGACCACGAUCAUUCGUGAGACGCCAGGAUUCGGGGUGUAUUUCCUCACCUAUGACGUUCUGACUCGUUCACUGGGCUGCGAACCCGACGACGUCUACAUGAUUCCCAAGCUGCUGUUCGCGGGGGGAUUGUCUGGAAUGGCGUCCUGGAUGUCCACCUACCCCGUGGACGUGAUAAAGUCCCGUCUUCAGGCAGAUGGUGUUGGUGGAGUAAACAGGUAUAACGGAAUAGCGGACUGUGUGCGUCAGAGCUGGCAGCGUGAGGGAUGGAGAGCGUUCACGCGAGGUUUGACCUCUACGCUCUUGAGAGCGUUUCCCGUCAAUGCCACCACAUUCGCCACGGUCACAUUGUUCCUCAUGUACAUGCGAGAUGACGGCAGUUUGAAAGACUGUGAGCCGAUACGGUCAAACAUUCAGCACGACAGUCUGUGAGUGAAACAUCUGACGUCUCAAAACUAAGAAGAUCGCCGAGUGUUUGAGGACUUUAAUGAUGGAUCAUGAGAUCCUGAAAAGUCUCCUCGUACAUGUGCAUGAGCACCAAAGCUCAACGUGUCAGAAGCACAUGCUGCAACCGCUGCAUCAAGU
Molecule: messenger RNA, 1163 nt
Organism: Myxocyprinus asiaticus (Chinese sucker)
Lineage: Eukaryota; Metazoa; Chordata; Actinopteri; Cypriniformes; Catostomidae
Gene: slc25a29l
Product: mitochondrial basic amino acids transporter
Exons: 5
Coding region: 267-1010 (247 amino acids)
Biological process (GO): mitochondrial L-ornithine transmembrane transport
Cellular component (GO): mitochondrion
Molecular function (GO): high-affinity L-arginine transmembrane transporter activity
Source: RefSeq, a predicted model, not a curated record